Stylonychia lemnae is the source of this 1788-nucleotide messenger RNA. The record is from the annotation of a GenBank genome assembly. NCBI's taxonomy places the organism in Eukaryota, Ciliophora, Spirotrichea, Sporadotrichida, Oxytrichidae.
AUGGAAAUCGAAGGUAUUGUUGAUGAAAUAACCCCAGGUUACAAUUUAAAUGUUAAGAAUAUUGACAACACACUUAUGAAAAAGAUCUUGACAAACAUUAGCGGAUACGCUAAACCAAAGGAAAUGAUAGCUAUAAUGGGAGCAAGUGGAUCUGGAAAAACAUCACUCCUUAAUGUUUUAGCUUAAAGAUUAGCUUUAUCCCCUGGAUCAGUUUUAUCUGGUGAAGUUAAGUGCAAUAACAGAGAUUUAGAUGUCACAGAUUUUGGAAAAAUCGGAGCCUUUGUGCAACAAGAUGAUAUCCUAAUCGAAACUAUGACACCAAGAGAAUCGUUUGUGUUUGCAGCCAAACUAAGAACAUCUCUCGAUGAUUACAGUAUCUUAGUAAAGGUCGGGUAAAUUAUCUCGAGAUUAGGCUUAGAACAAUGUGCUGAUACAAGAAUUGGAGGAGUAAUGUUGAAAGGAAUUUCAGGGGGUGAAAGAAAGAGAACUUCCAUUGGUUAUGAGCUAAUUACUGAUCCUAGUAUCGUACUUUUAGAUGAACCUACAAGUGGCUUAGACAGUUCUACUGCAGUAAAAAUAGCUAAGAUUCUAAAAAAUGAAGCUAAAUUAGGAAAGACAGUAAUUGCUACUAUUCAUUAACCAUCAAGCGAGCUUUUUAUGCUUUUUGAUAGACUUAUUCUACUGCAUGAUGGCUAUUAAGUUUACCAAGGGCCAGUUAGUGAAAUCAAGCCAUAUCUUGAUUCGAUGGAAAUAACAGUUCCUUAGUUCAAAAAUGUAGCUGAAUUUACCAUUAAAAUGGUUUAAGUUCCUAGAUUAAUUAAAUUCGAUUUGACUUUUGAAAAACUUCGAGAUAAAUAUGUAUCUAGUAUUGAACCAGCUAUUUUUAGAUAAAUUGAUUCCUAUACUAAAAGAUACGAGGGCUUUUAAGCCAGAUUUUCAAUUAUAUAGGAACAAAGAACAGUUACCCCUUGGGUCUAAUUUAGAGAGAUAUUUAAGAGAAAUCUUGUAUAUAUGCUGAGAAAUCCAAGAACUUUAAAUGCUGCAUUUUUCAAUGCAAUUUUCAUAGGUUUACUAACUCUUGCCUUAUACUAUAAAGUUGGAGAUUUAGAUACGUACGAUUUACCGAAAGAUGCUUAAAAGGCUGCUAACAAUUGGGUUGGUCUUUCUUUCUUGCUUUCUAACAAUAUGAUGUUCCCUUCUCUGAUGCUUGUUAUAAUAUAAAUGCCUUUGCAAGUACCUGUUUUUAAAAGAGAGCUUAUGAAUAAAAUGUAUACACCAACUAUUUACUUUUUUGGUAGAAUAACAUCAGGAAUGAUCAUUUAAAUUUACUAUCCAAUUAUGCUUAACCUUAUUUUGUAUUUUGGUCUCGGAAUUAAUAUUAGUGCUAAAAAUUUUUUCCUAUGGUUAAGUUUAGCUAUAUAGAUAAACUUAAUCGGAUGUGCGAUGGGAUAUUUCUGCGGUGUUUUAUUUGAUAAUGAUACUUAAGCAAGAUCUUUGAGUACCUUUUUGAUGCUAUUCUUUAUGCUAGUUGCAGGUGGUCUCAAUAAUUCUACAACAUAUAUUCCUUUUAUUCAAUAACUUUAGUACAUUUCUCCUAUGAGAUAUGGUGUUGAAGGAUUCUUUAGAGGUAUAAUAAGAUUCAAUGACAGAGUCGAUUAAGAGAAAGUAUUAGAUAAGCUUGGUUUCAAUAUAGGUGACACCAAUAUCCAUGUUAUACUGCUCGGAAUAUUUAUUUUCUCUGUUUUGCUUGGAUGGUUUGUCAUAUGGUUUAGAAACAGAAAAUACUGA